Boleophthalmus pectinirostris (great blue-spotted mudskipper) is the source of this 4087-nucleotide messenger RNA. RefSeq names its product DENN/MADD domain containing 2C (gene dennd2c). The record is from RefSeq and is a predicted model, not a curated record. NCBI's taxonomy places the organism in Eukaryota, Metazoa, Chordata, Actinopteri, Gobiiformes, Gobiidae. Bases 540 to 3236 code for a protein of 898 amino acids. The transcript is spliced from 20 exons.
GUGAGGAGGAGUGCAGGACCGCUGUGCUUUUCUCAUUUUCCUCUGAGCAAUCUCUCCGUCGCGCAUACUUAGGUUUCACUUGGACUUUAGUUUUGUGAAAUUCAAAGUCAGUAUUCUUAUAAGUUAACUUAGGUACAGCUACGUGGCUAAACCCCAAAAUCCUCUGAAUUGAAGCGGAGUGUGGAUUUCACGUGUUUGCGUUUUUCAUCACACCAGACUGGAGAUGAAUCUUCUGAAUUGCUUCUAGCCGCUUGCUAACCCAUGAGAUUAUAACAGUGCUUUCCACACCCUUUUGCAACAAAGAGUAGAAGAUGUCAUGUUAGUUGGAGCGUUACUCAUCGGGAGCACAGACUAACUGCUAAUGGACCAGUCAUUUUAAGGUUGUUUACGUGAGAAGAGGGAAGAGGAAAUGACACAGCACUAGCAAAAAUACAGAAGAGACCAGUGAUAUCAUCUGCUUUAAUUAAGAACAGAUAAACUGGCCUUUUCUGUACUGCAAUGGUGGAGUGAGCGUGCUUGGACACUUGCCCCCUCUGAACAUGCUAGCUCUGAGGCAGAACCAGAGCGGACGAGAGGGUGGGCAGAUUCAUUGUCCUCAAAAGGGGGCCAAAAUGGGGCUUCAGACAGGACGCCCACCGCUACAGGAGCACGGUCUAAACAUCAGGGAAAAGAUCUCGCAGUGGGAAGGACGUAGCCAGCAGAACCAGAAUCAAGACGUGAAACUACAUACACCAGUUGUGUCUCGGGACUACAAUGGCAACGGAGUUUACAAUACAAAGACUAACAUUUCAAAUACAGGCGUGGGAUUGGACUUUCGGGAAGUGAAUUUAAAGCCUACCACAGCUGGAAGGAGGCUGGAUCCCAAUCGAAAAUACUCUACAGAGUUGAUAAUCCUUCAACCAGAAAGCAAAAAUGCAUUAGAAGCCAUUAAAUCAGAAACUUUACCUACACAAACUUAUACAACAAAUGCAAAAAUAUCAUGUGUUUUGGAUAUUGGUAUUGUUUCCAAACCUCUACCUCCAUCGGGAAAUGAGGAAGAAGACGGAAUGCCUGCAGGGAAUUUUUACACUUCUCGAGGAUUCUGGAAAAAACUGGAAGGAGACAGGUUAAUGUGGGAGAAAGGCAAGGGGUCCACAGGUGAGACUCUGGCUCCUCCCAAACCACAGCGCACAUUCCAGUAUGAUGGACCCAAAGACAGCAACAGAGCGCGUGCACAGACGAGUCCCUGCAGACUGGCAAAUCAGAGAGGCAGCCGCAAGCUACGCCCACCUAACUUCCCGCCUCCUCCUUGUCCGGUGUCAAAGACCAAUGGGAUUUCUAGACACAAAAAAAACAGGAAGUCUUUUGAGUACGAGGAUGCGGAACGACUCACGGCCAAGCCGGGCAAGCAGGGAGGAGAAACCAGGAACUCCAACCUAUAUCACGCCUACUCUGAUGACAACAUUUAUGAGGACAUUGUCUGUGAAAUGGAGGUUGACGACCCCUAUGAAGACAUCAAAGUGACUCCCAUGUGUCUUCCCAUUGGCAGGCCUCCACUGCCAAAGCUUCCUCCAAAACCACAAACUCUACAAGCCAAUUCCAAACUGGAAAAGAGGCGAAUGUCUGCCCCACCAACUUCCAAAGCUCUGACCAUCUCUGAAGUCGCUAAAACUCCUCGCCGCUUCAGCACACAGAAGGGCUUACGCACUCCCCAGUACGUCAACAAGAUCGAGACUAUAUUUGACGAGAGGAGAGGGAGAAAGCGGGUGAAGAACCAGGGCAUCCCGCUCCGAGAGGAGACCAGUGGCACAGAAAGUGACCCUGAAGAUGGCUCCAAAGAAGGCUCCAGGAGAUUGGUUUACAAGCAGUCCACUCUGAAGCGCCGGCCUGGGUACCGCACCCUGGAGAGAGACCUCCUCCAGCACCAGCAGCAGCAGCUCUUCCAGAUCUUUGUGGUGGUGUCGCUCAGAAAGGGUCCCCAUGGAAACACCUACACCCCUGAAAUUACACAACAGUUCCCCAAGAUGUUUGACAAGGCAUCGAGGCUGUCUAAGGAGGCAGAGGACCAGCUCAAGGUUAUUCCAAAGUUCUGCUUCCCGGACGUUCAGGACUGGAAACCCUCUGCGCACAUGCCAAGUGAGACCUUCUCCUUUGUUCUGACCGGAGAGGACGGCAGCCGCUGGUUUUGUUACUGCCGGAAGAUUUUGCCUAGUGGUAAAGGCAAGAGGCUGCCUGAGGUGCAUUGUAUCGUCAGCAAGCUGGGCUGUUUCAACCUAUUUGCGAAGAUUUUAGAGGAAGUGGAGAGGCGCAGAGAGCUGUCCAACGCACUGGUCUACCCCUUCAUGCGCAGUGUGAUGGAGGCCCCAUUUCCUGCUCCUGGACGUACUGUCAGCGUGAAGAGCUUCCUCCCCGGAACAGGGAACGAGGUGCUAACCCUAACCCGCCCGGUGGACUCCAGACUGGAGCAUGUGGACUUUGACUGUCUGUUACAGUGUCUGAGUGUGGGCCGACUGCUCCAGGUCUUUGCCUCUCUGCUGCUGGAGAGGAGGGUCAUCUUCAUCGCAGAUAAACUCAGUGUCCUCUCCCACUGUGGUCAUGCGGUGCUUGCCCUCUUGUACCCAUUCACUUGGCAGCACACGUUUGUACCCGUGUUACCGGCUAGUAUGUUGGACAUCAGCUGCUCUCCCACUCCCUUCCUCAUUGGUGUGCUGUCUCCCUGUCUGCCAGAGCUGCUGGAGCUGCCCAUUGAGGAGGUGCUGAUAGUGGAUCUGUGCUCCGACAGGUUUGUGGUUCAGAUUGGUGAUGAAGACUGUAUCCUGCCCAGUAAACUCCAGGCAGCAUUACAACAGGUCCUGGAGGAGAGGGAAGCAAUUUUGAAACAGGACACUAAUGGAGAGCCCCAGGUCGACCUGAGCUCCCUGCUGUCUGAGGCAUUUGUGCGCUUCUUUGUGGAGAUCGUGGGGCACUACCCUCUGCACAUGGUGGAGUCCUCCAACGGCACCAAAGAACUCCAGAGAGAGAAUUUCAGGAAGUCCCACCCGUCCAGAGGAGUGAGGCAGCUCCUGCAACUCUUCAUGGAAACGCAGAUGUUUGCAGGCUUCAUCCAGGACAAGGAGAUGCGCAAAGGAGCAGGGCGAGGUCUUUUUGAAAUGAGGGUGGUAGAGCACCUGGAGUCCUACCCAGAGCCAGCGCCCAGUGGAGUGAACAAGUUCCUCAAAGGGCUGGGAAACAAAAUGAAGCUCCUGCAGAUUAAAUGAAAGAGCUUGAGUGUGGCCAGUUGAAUGAAAUCUGCUGCUGCUGCUGCUGGACCUGCCCUAAUCCAGAGCUGGUCAGCGGAUUCCAGUUUGGAGGUGUGUGAAGCAAAUGCACUUCGGAGAGGACCAAACUUUCUGCGUUCAUGUGGCAUCUUUGUAUUUUUACUGUUUUACAAUGAUGUUCUGUUCGAGAGGUUUCAUCUCAGGCAUUUUUGCAUAAACCACCAUUUUUAAGCAAAAAUGAAAGGAUCAUACUUGUUAGAAUAAACAUAGCUCUGCCUAAUACUGUUUGAUAACUUGAAAGGUAAAAUGGAGUAGUAGGUUAUAAGUUUGUCCUUUCUGUCCUAUAUUUUGUCAUCUUUGUGUCCAUGAAGCAGCCUAUUUGUAGUCUGUCUAAAUCAGUAUUGUCCAGCCUGGUUUGGAUCUGUCUGAAAAUCAGGCCAUGUGUAAUAACUAGCUGUUGCCACUGGCUGGUGCUCCACAGUCCGACUUGCAUAUAUAUAUAUUUUUUACCUAAAUUGUACAGUUUAACUUUAAGAUACAGCAAUUUUUCAAAUUUUACAUUAUUGCUUGUUAUCAAAUCUUAUCUUAUUUUAUAUUUUGUAAUUGUAAAUACUACAUUUAUAUACAUUUCAGUAUUUCUUUUUCCUUUACUUCUGUUUAUUUACUCAACAUUUCAAAGUGCUCACACUCAGUAGUACAAAUGUUCAUUUAAAAAAAUAUUUAAUCCGUCUUCCUGUGGAUGUAAAUAGAGAUUUUACACAUUGCAAAAAAUUGUACAGUAUUUUUAAUAUUUUUGUAAGAAAGCACAAGGACUCUUGUAAAAUUUGUAAAUAAAUUAGGGCCCAAGGACA